Drosophila takahashii is the source of this 435-nucleotide messenger RNA. Its product is annotated as pleckstrin homology-like domain family A member 1. The record is from RefSeq and is a predicted model, not a curated record. NCBI's taxonomy places the organism in Eukaryota, Metazoa, Arthropoda, Insecta, Diptera, Drosophilidae.
AUGAAUCCGAACUACAACCAAAGAUAUUACCCACCUGGAGCACGCAAUCCCUAUCCCUAUCCCAUUUCCCAUCCCAAGCCCUAUCCCAAUCCUUAUCCCAAUCCCUAUCCUUAUCCUUAUCCUUAUCCCUAUACCUAUCCCCAACAAUAUCCCCAACCCCAUUAUCCCCCCUAUCCAUAUUAUCCCCAUCCUCAUCCCCGUCCCCACCCCUAUCACCAACACCAAGGAAGACAUCGCCGGCCCCGGCCCCAUUCUAUUAUAUGGGCAAACAAGAAAAAGGCUAUCAACGACGCGGCUGCAGAAGUAGCCAACAAAGCCAAGGAAGCAGAGGAAAUUCCAGAUCAAGCCGUGCAGAUCGCAAAGGAGGCCAUCCUCAAGGCGCUGGAAAAAAACAAUAAUGCCCUUAGUGGCGAAAUAAAGAAAUUAAAAAUUUAA